Molecule: messenger RNA, 1391 nt
Organism: Closterium sp. NIES-67
Lineage: Eukaryota; Viridiplantae; Streptophyta; Zygnematophyceae; Desmidiales; Closteriaceae
Source: the annotation of a GenBank genome assembly
CACCGUUUGACGCGUUUCAGUUCCAUCUACGAUGUGGAAGCGACUGGCGGACGCCGCUUCCGCCGCGUCGCGACGAGCGGUGGCAUGGCGCCUGGAGGAACUGCAGCCGCCGAGGGAGCGCGUGCUGUUCGACUUCGCGAGGGGGGAGCAUGGAAUGAUGGCAGCUUGGCGUGUGUAUGCUGACGACAUCUACGGCGGUUCGUCAACAGCCACCCUCGCUCACUCCACGUCCGGCAAUGCCGAGCCUGCUGGUUCGGGCAGGGAGCGUUUGGGAAUGAGCAGCAACGACCGUGGGCAUGAGCAUGGGCAUGAGCAUGGGCAUGAUGCGAUGAGGGGAAGCGAUGGAGCGGAUGGGAGGACUGAUGGUGGCGGCAUGACGCACGUCUCCUCCAAGCCACGAGACGUGCGUCGCCAGCACCGUCACAUCGCCCCGCCCUCGUCUUUUGUGGUGUUUUCAGGCAGCCUGUCCAGCCAGUUGCAAGAGGAGCCAGAGGACCAAGGGGGAGGGGUAGGUGGAGCAAGCGGGGGGAGGCUGCUGAGGGGAGGCUUUGCUGGCAUUCGCACGAUAGAGACUCACCCCUCCUGCCAGCACGACCUGGACGCCUUCUCCUCGCUCUUCACCCCCCUCGCUGCUCAUUGCCUCCCCACUCUCCCAGGCCCACGCGUCCUGCCAGCACGACCUCGACGCCUUCUCCUCGCUGCACCUCCUCAUGCGGGGCGACGGCCGCACCUACCUCACCACGCUUCGCACGGAGGGGUGGGUGGGAGGGCCAGCGGGGAGUGAGGAGAACACGUGGCAGGCGUUUCUGCCUUCACCCCGGGGGCAAUGGAGAGUGGUCAAGAUCCCCCUGUCCAGCUACAGCCUAACAUGGAAGGGGCGGGUGGUGGGGGGCGGUGGGGGAAGGCGCGACUGGGGCAGAGACAGAGGGGGGGUAGGGGGAGCAGGGAGGAUGCAGAUGAAUGCGCGGAGGGUGGUGGGCAUGGGGGUAUCAGUCAACGUGAGCACCCCUCCAGUGCACUCCACCGCCACUGCUGCCAUCCAUCCUGACCUCUCCACAUCACCCUUUGCUGGCACGACUGCUAGCUCGGAACCCAGUGGUGCUGAAGGUGCUGCUGCUGCUGGUAGUGGUGCUGCUGGCGCUGGUGAUGCUGGUGCUGACGAUUCUUCGUCAGCUGCUGCCGACAUUUUUUCUGACGCAUUCCCAUCGCAUGGCGAGGGCCCGUUCAGACUUGAGGUGGCGUGGGUCAAGGCUGUCAGGGACGGGGCUUGAUGCAAUAACUACAGUGGAGAUAACUUGUGAAGAAGUUUUUGCAAAAGAAACUCAACUCACCUCGAUACCAAUGUGCAAAUACUGUACCACAUGUCUUAUUGGAAUCAUCACAACACAACA